Messenger RNA from Fusarium coffeatum, 447 nucleotides. RefSeq lists its product as uncharacterized. The record is from RefSeq and is a predicted model, not a curated record. NCBI's taxonomy places the organism in Eukaryota, Fungi, Ascomycota, Sordariomycetes, Hypocreales, Nectriaceae. The transcript has 2 exons. Bases 1 to 447 code for a protein of 148 amino acids.
AUGGAGUACGCAAAGGAGACAUACAACUCUCAGUACGAGAAGUGGGUUCCCUGGCUCGAGGACGUCUACCUCCGCUGGUUCACAAAGGACAACAAGGCUAGCUAUGCCACCAAGCAAAAUCUCGACAAGACCAAGGUCACUGGCGUCGAGCAAGUAGACACCCUCCAAGACGGCGUCAACAACCUAGCCACCAGCCAGGUCGGCCAAGGCGGUCUUCUCCAACCAGUCGGCGACUUGGCUUCCAAGGAAGGCCUCAACCGAGCCGAGCGACAGGGCAAAGAUGACGAUGGUGGUUACGUGAACAAGAAUGCUCCUGGCGCCGGUGCUAUGAACAGCACAGCUGAGGCUGUUGUUGGAGGAAGCAAGGGUGCUGCCCAAGGCCUGGGAGAUGUGGGCAAGGGUGUUGGAAACACUGUUGGAGGUCUGCUUGGUGGUAAGAAGGAGUAA